AUGGACGAUGUGUCUAAAUGGGUAGAGGCACAGGCUCUUUCUUCAAAUGAUGCAAGAGUGGAGAAAACGAGACGAAUUCAUGAUGACCGCCUCAGGAAAGAUAAGCAAUUUCAGGUCGGAGAGCAAGUUCUCCUUUUCAAUUCAAGGUUGAAGCUUUUUCCCGAAAAGCUGAAAUACCGCUGGUCAGGACCAUACUUGAUCAUGCAGACAUUUCCUCAUGGUGCAGUUGAGAUCUCUCAGCCCACUAAAGGAACUUUCAGUGUCAAUGGGCAUCGAUUGAAGCAUUAUACGAUAAGAGAGGACAUUCCUUCUCUUACAAUGGACAGUGUGUUCUUACUUCAUGAUUCCCCCGCCUAA
Dioscorea cayenensis subsp. rotundata (Guinea yam) is the source of this 357-nucleotide messenger RNA. RefSeq lists its product as uncharacterized. The transcript has 2 exons. Lineage: Eukaryota; Viridiplantae; Streptophyta; Magnoliopsida; Dioscoreales; Dioscoreaceae. The coding region runs from base 1 to 357 and encodes 118 amino acids. The record is from RefSeq and is a predicted model, not a curated record.